Molecule: messenger RNA, 4774 nt
Organism: Brachypodium distachyon (stiff brome)
Lineage: Eukaryota; Viridiplantae; Streptophyta; Magnoliopsida; Poales; Poaceae
Product: CLIP-associated protein
Exons: 21
Coding region: 156-4472 (1438 amino acids)
Biological process (GO): microtubule cytoskeleton organization
Cellular component (GO): cytoplasmic microtubule
Molecular function (GO): microtubule binding
Source: RefSeq, a predicted model, not a curated record
CACUCUUCCCUUCCUUUCUCAGAUCCGACCACUCCCCUCCCCACCGUUGUCUCCCCUGCCAUUUCCCCGAAUUCGUCGGGAACCCUAAACCCAACUACCACUACUCGUCGUCGUCGCCGUGGUCUUCGUCCGAGUAAGCAUUGGUGCUGGCAGAAAUGGAGGCGGCGCUGGAGGCGGCGCGCUCCAAGGACACGAAGGAGCGUCUUGCCGGAGUGGAGCGGCUACACGAAGCGCUGGAGGCGGCGGCGAGGCGUGGACUGACGGCGGUGGAGGUGACGUCACUGGUUGACACCUGCAUGGAUCUGACCAAGGAUGCCAACUUCCGUGUCGCGCAGGGAGGGCUGAACGCGCUCUCCGCCGCCGCGGUGCUCGCCGGCGACCACUUUAAGAUCCACCUGAAUGCUCUCGUCCCUGCGGCCGUCGAGCGCCUCGGCGAUGGCAAGCAGCCUGUUCGUGAUGCCUCCCGACAGCUCCUGGUCACCCUCAUGGAGGUUUCUUCUCCAACAAUCAUUGUUGAAAGAGCUGGAAGUUAUGCUUGGAGUCAUAAGAGCUGGAGGGUGCGAGAAGAAUUUGUGCGCACUCUUGCAACGGCAGUUGGGCUUUUUGCUUCUACAGAGCUCCUUCUGCAGCGAGUGUUUCUUUCACCUGUCCUGCAGUUGCUGAAUGAUUCAAACCAAAGUGUUAGAGAUGCUGCAAUCUCAUGUAUUCAGGAGAUGUACAAAAAUAUGGGAUCUCAGUUCCAUGAAGAGCUGCAGCGCCAUAAUCUGCCUUCUUAUAUGCUAAAGGAAAUAAAUUCAAGAUUGGACAAAAUAGAACCAAAGGUUCCCUCAUCUGAUGGUGCUAGAAUGCAAUAUAAGGCCAUGGAAAGGUCUGUUAGUGCUCAUCCCAAAAGAGGCAGUCCAAGGAAAAAAAGUGCAUCAAGGGAAAGCACAUUAUUUGGAGCUGAUACAGAUAUUACUGAAAGGCCAGUGGAACCCAUAAGAGUUCAUUCAGAGAAAGAGUUAGUCAGAGAGGUAGAAAAGAUUGCAGCUGCCCUUAACCCAGAAAAGGAUUGGUCUAUACGUAUUGCCGCAAUGCAAAGGAUUGAAGCCUUGGUAUAUGGAGGUGCAAUUGAUUAUCCAUCAUUUUUCAUGCUCUUGAAGCAGCUAGUUCAUCCAUUGUCCUCCCAGCUUUGUGAUCGACGGUCUAGCAUUGUAAAGCAGGCAUGUCAUCUACUUAAUGUACUAUCAAAGGAACUCCUCAGUGACUUCGAAGCAUGUGCGGAAAUAUUUAUUCCGGCACUUUUUAAGCUUGUUGUCAUAACUGUGCUUGUGAUUGCUGAAUCUUCAGACAACUGUGUAAAAACUAUCCUGCGGAAUUGCAAGGUUUCACGUCUUGUUCCUCUUAUAGCGGACACAGCAAAGAAUGACCGCAGUGCAAUCCUCCGUGCUAGGUGUUGUGAAUAUGCACUACUAAUCUUGGAAUAUUGGGCAGAUGCUCCAGAAGUACAACGCUCAGCUGAUAUAUAUGAAGAUCUGAUAAAGUGCUGUGUGGCUGAUGCAAUGAGUGAGGUUCGUGCAACUGCAAGAAGUUGCUAUAGGAUGUUCAUAAAGACAUGGCCUGAACGCUCACGUCGGCUUUUUAUGUCAUUUGAUCCUGCAAUACAGAGGAUAAUAAAUGAUGAAGAUGGGGGCAUGCACAAGCGGUAUCCUUCAUCAUUGCAUGAGAAGGGUGUUCAACUUUCUCGUGCCUCGUCUCAUGCAAGUGCUACACAUUUGGCCGGAUACAGUACUUCAUCUAUUGUUGCAAUGGACAAGGGUGCAGCAAUUUCCUCCGAAUCGUCUCUCUCGUCAAGCAUUCUUCUGUCACAGUCAAAGGCAGCUGGUAGACAUACUGAAAGAAGCAUUGAAAGUGUGCUUAGUUCGAGCAAACAAAAGGUUUCAGCCAUUGAGAGUCUAUUGAAAGGUGUUGGCAUCUCAGGCAGGCAAAAUUUCUCAGCUGUGCGCUCAACAAGCUUGGAUCUUGGAGUUGAUCCUCCAUCCUCUCGUGCUCCUUCAAUCCCGCUUGCUGUACCUGCUUCGGAUCACAUGUCUUUGCAGAGUUCUGCAUUGUUGGAUUCAUCUCUUCCUAGCAUAACUACCAGAAGAAAUGGCGGUUCGCGUUUGGUAGAUGCGGUGCCUCAGGUAGAUACCAAAGAGCGAUCGAGGUCACCAUAUUUGAGUAAUCUAUCAUCUGAAAGAAUGUCAGGUUUGUCAAUGCGUUAUAUGAAAAGAUCUACAGGGAGGUCCCAAGAUGAUAGCAUUACGGGUGAGAGUAAUGACACGUGGUCAAGGCCAACCAGACAAUCACCACAAAUGCAUAUGGACAAAUACUUCACUGAUAUGCCUUAUAGGGAUGCCAGUUAUAGAAAUUCACAGAACCACAAUGUUCCACACUUCCAGAGGCCUCUUAGAAAGCAAGUGGGAUCAAGGCCUUCUGCGAGUGUCAGACACAGUUUUGAUGAUGGCCACAUCCCAUCUAAUGACAUGUCUGGAUACACGGACGGCCCAGCGUCUCUAAAUGAUGCACUCUCUGAGGGUCUUAGUCCAAGUUCAGACUGGGUGGCAAGAGUUGCAGCUUUUAAUUUUGUUCAGACAUUGUUGCAGCAAGGACAGAAGGGCAUUCAGGAGAUUACUCAGAGCUUUGAAAAGGUCAUGAAGCUAUUUUUCCGUUAUUUGGAUGACCCUCAUCACAAAGUUGCACAGGCAGCUUUCUCCACGCUUGCAGAUGUUAUUCCAGCAUGCAAGAAGCCAUUUGAGAGCUAUGUUGAAAGAAUUUUGCCGUAUGUCUUUUCAAGACUUAUUGAUCCAAAGGAAUUGGUUUCUAAGCCAUGUUUCUCGACCCUGGAAGUUGUCGGACGAACAUAUGCUAUCGACACACUGCUACCUGCAAUAGUACGUUCGCUGGAUGAACAAAGGUCUCCAAAGGCUAAACUAGCUGUUCUUGAGUUUGCUAAUAAAUCAUUCAGCAAGUACAAGGUAGACUCUGAGGGUUACAGUAACAGCGGUUUUCUUAAGCUCUGGCUUUCAAAACUAGCACCUUUAGUACAUGAAAAGAAUGCAAAGUUGAAGGAAACAUCCAUCAAAGGAAUCAUAUCAGUUUAUUCUCAUUUUGAUUCAGCGGCAGUCCUAAAUUUCAUUUUAAACUUGUCAGUUGAAGAACAAAACCUUGUGAGGCGAGCUCUCAAGCAAUAUACUCCUCGCAUUGAGGUUGACCUGGUAAACUACCUGCAAAGCAAGAAAGAACGUUCACGUCCCAAGUCUUAUGAACAGCCUGAUUUGGGAGCUUCUUCUGAAGAUGGUUAUACUCUGACAUCAAGGAAGAACUAUCCGUUUGGACGGUUUUCUUCAAGUUCCCUUGAUAAUGAAGCGGAGAAGAGGAAUGCAGUGCAAGAAUCAACAUUUCUUAAUGUCUCCAUUGGCCGAACAACCUCUGAUGUUGGCACUGACCAUGCUGACCAAUGUUUCAAACCUACCUACGAACCUGAAAUUCUUACAGCAAGUAGGGAAUCAAAGAGUAAUGCUCGCUCAGUUGUAGAAGCUGCACGCUCAUGGGCAGAUUAUCCUGAAAAAUCAGAUGCCACCAUCGAUGAUGAAAAUUCUACUGGCACCCCUCGCCAGGAUUUUUGCCAUGUUCUUGUUUCUGAUGGACAUAAUGCUGUUGCUUCGAUUGUUGGGGUGAACAAUCAAGACAUACACCAAUUUGUCGACCUUAGUUCUGUGAAGGCUGCCUCGCACACAACUGACAACCCCAGCAUACCACAGCUUCUUCAUCUGAUAAGUAAUGAUAGAGAAGUUUCAUGCUUAGAGAAGCAGGAUGCGCUACAUCAGUUGGUGAAAGCUUCCGCCAACAAUGAUAACUCUAUAUGGCCAAAGUAUUUCAAUCAGAUUUUAACAACUGUCCUUGAGGUGUUGGAUGACUCUGAUUCUUCUCUCAGGGAGCUUUCUCUAUCGCUAGUUGCUGAGAUGCUCCACAAUCAGAAAGAUCCUAUGGAAGAAUCCGUAGAGAUUGUCCUUGAAAAGAUACUGCAUGUCACCAAAGAUGUUGUGGCAAAGAUUUCAAAUGAAGCAAACCAAUACUUAAAUGUUGUGUUGGCAAAAUACGAUCCUUUUAGAUGCCUUGAUGUUAUUGUGCCCUUGCUAGUCAGUGACGACGAGAAGACACUUAUCAUGUGUAUCAACUGUUUGACAAAGCUUGUUGGGCGGCUUUCACAUGACGAGUUGGUGACUCAACUGCCUUCCUUUUUACCAGCACUUUUUGAUGCUUUCAGUAACCAAAGUCCUGAUAUUCGCAAGACUGUUGUAUUCUGCUUGGUAGAUAUCUACAUCAUGCUAGGGAAAGCAUUUGCACCAUACUUGGAGGGGCUCAGUAGCACACAGUUGCGGCUUGUUACAAUCUAUGCGAAUCGAAUAUCUCAGGCAAGGUCUGGUGCACCGAUCGAAGCUAACCAAUAAAUCUUAUCGUCUGUGUACCAUAUGGGUAUUUGUUCGGAUGGGCUGGGAUUUCAUUCAUUUGUGCAUUUGUAUAGAACAUACAGAUGUCGCUCAUGUAUUUAGCUGAUGGCUUUUCUUGUGUGAUAAGCGUUCCUUGUGGUGUCUAUUUUCUUGUGUGAUGUGGAUAUGUGGCAAGCCUUUGCACCAAAUUCUGACGUUGUACAAAGAGAACAGACAAUGCAGCUUCAUGACCGUUUUCUUUCCCAUUUUUCUAUUUUGGCUCUUGCGGACAAAUAUGUCAAUAGUCAACAUCAAUUAUGAAA